Molecule: messenger RNA, 1302 nt
Organism: Mesorhabditis belari
Lineage: Eukaryota; Metazoa; Nematoda; Chromadorea; Rhabditida; Rhabditidae
Source: the annotation of a GenBank genome assembly
AUGGUUCAAGAAUACAUUGUUCGCUGUCGAGGGUUGCCGUUUGCGUGCACGGAGGCUCAGCUGAAAGAAUGGAUUGGAGAUCGAGACAUCGAAAGUGUGUGCAUUCCAAAUGGCCGAGAUGGACGCCCAACCGGUGAAGGGUUCAUCAUUUUCAAGACACAAUCCUCAUACGAUUUGGCGCUGAAAAAGGAUCGCGAGAAUAUGGGAUCUCGUUACAUCGAGGUGUUCGCUGGUACUUCUCAAGACAAAGAAAUCAUUGAUCGAAAUGAGAGAAGCGGCAGUGGGUGGGGGUCGAGCGAGCGUCGAAGCACUUUCCCGCCAUACAUUCCACCAGGAGAUUACGUUGUCCGUCUUCGCGGUCUUCCAUUUGCCGUCGAGCCGAGCGACAUCAAAGAAUUCUUCGAUCCAUUGCCGAUCGUUCAGGACGGUAUCCUCUUCCCAUCGAACAAAACCGGGAAAACGGCCGGCGAGGCGUACGUGGUGUUUGCCGAGCGGGCGAAUGCCGAAGAAGCGUUGAAACGCGAUCGUAAUCACAUGAAACAUCGGUACAUCGAGGUGUUCAAGUCGUCGCGCGAGGAAAUGGCGACCGCGGUGGGGUGGGUGCCCGCGGAUGAGGGUUGGGGCGGACGGAGCGGUGGUUCGGGCGGACCAAUGAUGCGAAUGCGGGGCGAGCCGAGAGAGGACUACUACGCGCAAAGUCGUUACGGUGGAGGAGGGGCUCGAGGCCGUCCCAUGCCCUAUGAGCGAUAUGAGCGCCCGGGUGGUUACGGAAAUGGUGGCAGCGCUUGGGGUGGAGGCUCCGGGCAAGCCUUUGACUACCCCGAGGGAUACGGUGGAUCGCGUGGCGGCGUCGGUGGUAGUGUCUGGUCGGGAGGUUACGAUGGCUUUGGAUACGCCGAUAGAGAGGCAUACGCCGGGGACUUAAGAAGGGGGGAUCCGUGGGCGUCCUAUUCAAAAGAUUCGUAUGAUGGAGGAAUGAGCUUCAACGAGGGACCGCGUCCACUUUUCGAGAACUGGCGAGCCGGUGAUAUGAAAAGCUUGUUCGGCGGUGGAAAUCGGCGUUAUGUGCUGAAGAUGCGCGGGAUUCCGUUCAAAGCCGAAGAAGAGGACAUCUAUCGUUUUUUCGGAGAGAAUCGCCCGAGCUUCGUCGAGAUUUUGUUCGAGUCGAAUGGUCGAGCGGCUGGCGAGGCGAGAGUCGAGUUCUCCACGCGUUUAGCGUACGAUCAAGCACUUUCGAAGGACAAGGAAUAUAUGGGCAGUCGCUACGUCGAACUCUUCCCCGACUCAACGCCGAAUCGCUUU